AUGGGCGCCGAAAGCGCACGAAGCAUUUACACCAGGACGCCCACUACUGACAGUGAUGACAACCUCUUCAAACCCGACGAAGAUACUUCUAGCUUAGUUUCUGGUAAAGCAGUUCGUCUCCCCAGAUUAGUGCUGUCAAACGUCGAGUCUCGACACGCUUAUUUGUCUCCGUUUUCUCGAAAUGGCCGUGUCGGCGACGGACCAGUACGCAAUUGUUCGGUCGAGAAGGACAUGAAAUGCAUUGCACACGGUGUCGACCAUCUCUCCUCGAUGGAUACUCCACAAUAUGCCGAUAGUUCCAUGCACUCUAUGCACGACCUUGACUCACUUUCGUCCUGGCACCAGCCAUCGGGAAGAUUUCAAGGUCGAAAACAAUUCGUUCGCCUUUUCUCCUCGAAGGUGGAUUUACUUACUCGACCCGAAGAGCCCAUCAACAUCGUCCACUGCUAUGGCGAUGUGCCAAACUGGGAGGCGAAUAUGGAGUAA
Exophiala bonariae is the source of this 486-nucleotide messenger RNA. RefSeq lists its product as uncharacterized. The transcript has a single exon. The record is from RefSeq and is a predicted model, not a curated record. Lineage: Eukaryota; Fungi; Ascomycota; Eurotiomycetes; Chaetothyriales; Herpotrichiellaceae. Bases 1 to 486 code for a protein of 161 amino acids.